AUGGGCAAUAAACUAUUGAAAAGUAAAAGUAAAAAAAUAAAUUAUACGGAACUUACAGAUCAUCAAAUUGAAAUGCUUGUUUCAACAACAAAAUUUUCAUCUCAACAAAUUCGUGAAUGGCAUCAUAGUUUUAUACGUGAUUGUCCAUCAGGUAAACUUGAUCGAAAACAAUUUAUUGAAAUUUAUCAACAAUUUUAUCCACAAGGAAAAGCAAAUGCGUUUUGUACAUUAGCAUUCAAAGCAUUUGAUCAAGAUAAAAAUGGUUACGUCGAUUUCAGUGAAUUCUUAUCAGCUAUUGCUUUAACUAUGAGUGGUGAAGUAAAAGAUCGUUUGAGUCUUGCUUUUUCAAUGUAUGAUAUUAAUGAUGACGGUACAUUGGAUAAAAAAGAAAUAGCCCAAAUCAUUAAAUUGAUCUAUGAAAUAAACGGAAAAGUAAAUCUUAAACAAGAACUUUCACCACAAGAUAAAGCUCGUAUGAUUAUUGAAAAAUUUGAUCAUGAUGGUGAUAAAAAACUUUCACGAGAAGAAUUUAUUAAUGGUUGUUUAAAUGAUUCUGAAAUACGAAAAUUACUUGCACCUUAG
Molecule: messenger RNA, 582 nt
Organism: Adineta steineri
Lineage: Eukaryota; Metazoa; Rotifera; Eurotatoria; Adinetida; Adinetidae
Source: the annotation of a GenBank genome assembly